AUGAAUGAGAAUAAAUCGGUUAUGAAUGUGUCAGAUGAUGAAUCAAUUGAUAUGCUACAAAGUGAGUAUGAAUGCAAUGAUAAUAUUGAAGAAGAUGACAGUAUCAGUGAAUCUGAAAGUGAAGGUGAAAAUGAGGAUGAAGAUGAAGGUGAAGAUAAAGGUGAUGAUAAUGACGGUGACAUUAAUCAUCCUGCUAAUGUUGGUAUUCAAAAUAAUGUUUAUGCUAAUGGAGAUAUUAGAGACUAA
This is a messenger RNA of Hansenula anomala, 246 nucleotides long. RefSeq lists its product as uncharacterized. Bases 1 to 246 code for a protein of 81 amino acids. The record is from RefSeq and is a predicted model, not a curated record. The transcript has 3 exons. NCBI's taxonomy places the organism in Eukaryota, Fungi, Ascomycota, Saccharomycetes, Phaffomycetales, Wickerhamomycetaceae.